Messenger RNA from Diceros bicornis minor, 8571 nucleotides. RefSeq names its product WNK lysine deficient protein kinase 2 (gene WNK2). The record is from RefSeq and is a predicted model, not a curated record. Gene Ontology annotation, molecular function: chloride channel inhibitor activity; ATP binding; protein serine/threonine kinase activity. Gene Ontology annotation, biological process: monoatomic ion homeostasis; positive regulation of potassium ion import across plasma membrane; protein phosphorylation. NCBI's taxonomy places the organism in Eukaryota, Metazoa, Chordata, Mammalia, Perissodactyla, Rhinocerotidae. Bases 239 to 6862 code for a protein of 2207 amino acids. The transcript has 28 exons. Gene Ontology annotation, cellular component: cytosol; cytoplasm.
GCAGCGCGCGGGAGCGCGGCCCCGCAGCGGGCCGGCGGAGGGAGCAGCGUCGCGACCCGGCCCGGAGAGUGACCCGGGCCCGAGAGUGAACCGGCCCGAGAGCGAUCCGGCUCCAAGAGCGAUCCAGCCCCGAGAACAAUCCGGCCAGAGCGCGGACCCCGGCCCCGAGCGCGGCCUCGCCUGCCUCGCCCGCCCCGGCCGCCGGGCCUCGGGCAUGGACGGCGCCCGCUCGCUCUAGAUGGACGGCGAUGGCGGCCGCCGAGACGCCCCCGGCGCGCUGAUGGAGGCCGGGCGCGGCGCGGGGCCCGCGGGCAUGGCGGAGCCGGCGGCGGGGCCGAGGGCGCGGGCGGCGCGGCCCGGGCCCCAGCGCUUCCUGCGGCGCAGCGUGGUGGAGUCGGACCAGGAGGAGCCGCCGGGCCUGGAGGCGGCCGAGGCGCCGGGCGCGCAGCCCUCGCAGCCGCUGCAGCGCCGGGUGAUGCUUCUCUGCAAGACGCGCCGCCUCAUCGCUGAGCGCGCCCGCGGCCGCCCCGCCGCGCCCGCCGCCCCCGCGCCCGCCGCGCCGCCCGGAGCCCCCGCCGACCCCGGCCCCGAGCCCGCCGGCGCGCAGGACCCCGGCCCGGACCCGGCGCCCGUGCCCGACGGCGGCGCCCGGGACGAAGAGGCCGCGGCCGCGAGAAAGGAGGACGCGGGGGCGCCGGAGGCGAGGCCGGAGCCCGGGCGCUCACGCCGGGACGAGCCCGAGGAGGAGAAGGACGACGAGGACGACCUCAAGGCCGUGGCCACCUCUCUGGAUGGUCGCUUCCUCAAGUUCGACAUCGAGCUGGGCCGCGGCUCCUUCAAGACGGUCUACAAGGGCCUGGACACCGAGACCUGGGUGGAGGUGGCGUGGUGCGAGCUGCAGGACCGGAAACUCACCAAGCUGGAGAGGCAGCGGUUCAAGGAGGAGGCUGAGAUGCUGAAGGGCCUGCAGCACCCCAACAUCGUGCGCUUCUAUGACUUCUGGGAGUCCAGCGCCAGGGGGAAGCGGUGCAUUGUGCUGGUGACCGAGCUGAUGACCUCGGGGACCCUGAAGACGUACCUGAAGAGGUUCAAGGUGAUGAAGCCCAAGGUCUUGCGCAGCUGGUGCCGGCAGAUCCUCAAGGGGCUGCUGUUCCUGCACACGAGGACGCCCCCCAUCAUCCACCGGGACCUCAAGUGCGACAACAUCUUCAUCACUGGGCCCACAGGCUCUGUGAAGAUCGGCGACUUGGGCCUGGCCACCCUCAAGAGAGCGUCCUUUGCGAAGAGUGUGAUCGGUACCCCUGAGUUCAUGGCCCCCGAGAUGUACGAGGAGCACUACGACGAGUCUGUGGACGUGUACGCCUUCGGGAUGUGCAUGCUGGAGAUGGCCACCUCGGAGUACCCCUACUCGGAGUGCCAGAACGCCGCCCAGAUCUACCGCAAGGUCACCUGUGGCAUCAAGCCGGCCAGCUUUGAGAAGGUGCAUGAUCCCGAAAUCAAGGAGAUCAUUGGGGAGUGCAUCUGCAAAAACAAGGAGGAGAGGUACGAGAUCAAGGACCUGCUCAGCCAUGCCUUCUUUGCGGAGGACACGGGCGUGAGAGUGGAGCUGGCGGAGGAGGACCACGGCAGGAAGUCCACCAUCGCCCUGCGGCUCUGGGUCGAGGACCCCAAGAAACUGAAGGGCAAGCCCAAGGACAACGGGGCCAUUGAGUUCACCUUUGACCUGGAGAGGGAGACGCCGGACGACGUGGCGCAGGAGAUGAUUGAGUCAGGAUUCUUCCACGAGAGCGACCUGAAGAUUGUGGCCAAGUCCAUCCGUGACCGCGUGGCCUUGAUCCAGUGGCGGCGGGAGAGGAUCUGGCCGGCGCUGCAGCCCCAGGAGCCGCGGGACCCGGGCAGCCCCGACAAGGCCAGGGGCCUGCCCGCACCCCUGCAGGUCCAGGUGACCUACCACUCGCAGGCUGGGCCGCCGGAGCCCGAGGAGCCCGAGGCCGACCAGCACCUCCUCCCCCCUGCGCUGCCGGCCAGCGCCACCUCCCUGGCCUCCGACAGCACCUUCGACAGCGGCCAGGGCUCCACCGUCUACUCAGACUCGCAGAGCAGCCAGCGGAGCGGGGCGCUGGGCUCGCUGGCAGAUGCGGCGCCCCCCGCUCAGUGCGUGUGCAGCCCCCCCGUGAGUGCCAGCGCCAGCGACGGGCCCGGCCUGCCGCCCAGCCUGCCCGGGCUGGGGUCCUACCAGCAGCCCGCCUCGCCUGGCCUGCCGGUGGGCUCCGUCCCGCCCCCCACCCAUCCUCCACUCCCACAGCAGCGUUUCCCAGAGCCGGCCGUGAGCUUCGCCCCUGUGCCAACCGGCCCAGGCCAGUCCACACCCCCCAGCCACCAGCCUCCUCCGCUGGCCCAGCCGGUGCCCCUGCCGCAGGUCCUGGCCCCACAGGGCCCUCUCCAGCCGGUGGCCCCCCUCCUGCCUCCGUACCUGCCUCCGACCUCCCAGGUGGUGGCCCCUGCUCAGCUGAAGCCCCUCCAGAUGCCGCCGCCCCUGCAGGAUCUGCCUCAAGUCCCUCCGCAGAUGCCUCCGCUUCCUGUCGCCCCCCCAGUUGCUUCUCUGGCCACAAUCGACAGCCUCCCCGCAGCCGUCCCCGACCUGCCGGCCGCCAGCGGGCCCACUGUGCCUCCCCACUCUCAGUAUUUCUCUCCGGCCGUCAUCUUGCCGAGCCUCCCGCUCACCGCCGCCGCUGCCCCCCUGCCCGCGUCGCCGGCCCUGCCUCUGCAGGCGGUCAAGCUGCCCCACCCCCCUGGGGCACCGCUGGCUGUGCCGUGCAGGACCAUCGUGCCAAAUGUGGUGGCCACCACCACCGCCAUCCCUCUGCUGGCCGUGGCCCCGCAGGGCAUGGCUGCUCUGUCCAUUCACCCUGCCGUGGCCCAGCUCCCAGCUCAGCCCGUGUACCCAGCGGCCUUUCCACAGAUGGUGCCCGGUGAUGUCCCGCCUUCUCCCCUGCAUGUGGUACAGACCGUGCGGGCUGCCCCUCCGAAGCCGGUGCCACCCACGCUGCCGCAGCCCCACCAGCCUAGCAUCGCUCGCCUUCCGGAGCAGGCUGCUCCGGCCACCAGUGCUGGGAGCCAGAUCCUGCUUGGCCACCCACCUCCAUAUGCUGUGGACAUCACCGCCCAGGUCCCUACACUGCCCACACCGGCUGCCAUCCUCUCCCCACCUCUACCAGAAGUGCUGCCACCUGCUGGCCCCGAGCUCCUGCCUCAGCUCCCUGGCUCCCUGGUCCCCGCGGUGGUGGCGGCUGCUCAGAGCUUGCCUGUCCAGACCGCCACGCUCCUGCCACCUGCUAAUCCACCGCUGGCCAGUGGGCCCGGGAUCACCGGCCUCUGCCCGGCUGUCCAGCUGACUGUGGAGCCGGCCCUGGAGGAGCAGGCCUCUCAGGACAAGCAGCCCGGUCUCCUCCAGAGCUGUGAGAGCCUCGGAGGUUCCGACGUCGCCUCUGGAAGAGAGAUGAGCGACAGCUGUGAAGGUGCGUUUGGUGGGGGGAAGCUGGAAGGCAAGGCCGUCCGGAAACAUCACCGCAGGUCCACGCGUGUGCGCUCCCGCCAGGAGAGGGCCAGCCGGCCCCGGCUGACCAUCCUGAACGUGUGCAACACGGGAGACAAGAUGGUGGAGUGCCAGCUGGAGACGCACAACCACAGGAUGGUGACGUUCAAGUUUGACCUGGACGGGGACGCGCCUGACGAGAUUGCCACCUACAUGGUGGAGCACGACUUCAUCCUGCAGGCCGAGCGGGAGACGUUCAUCGAGCAGAUGAAGGACGUCAUGGACAAGGCGGAAGACAUGCUCAGCGAGGACACGGACGUGGACCGUGGCUCUGACCCCGGGGUGAGCCCGCCACACAUCAGCACCUGCGGCCUGGGCGCCGGGGAGGAGAGUCGCCAGUCCCAAGCGAACGCGCCGGUGUAUCAGCAGAACGUCCUGCACACCGGGAAGAGGUGGUUUAUCAUCUGUCCGGUGGCUGAGCACCCAGCGGCAGAGGCCCCCAAAUCCUCGCCCCCACUUCCUCUGAGCUCCCUGCAGCCGGAAGCCAGCCAAGAUUCAGUGCCCUCAAAAGACCAGCUGUCCUUGAAGGAAAAACCCGGCUUCCUGGCCGGUCCACAGCGCCUGAGCCAGGCAGGCCCCAGGGAGGCCCCUGGCGGUGCACCGGCCCCCUUGGUGCCAUCUUCCCCUCCUGUGACUGCUGUGCCCCAGGACACGGCCGCACCAGCCGCCAGCCCCAAGCCAGAACCAGCAAUGGGGUCUGCCGUGCAGGCAGGGGCACCUGGGACCCCUCAGGGGCCGGCCAGCGAGCGCGAGACCCCCCAGCCACUGGCAGAGACUCAUGACGCCCAGACUGCCGCACAGCCCCUGGGCGAGGACCGAAGGCCUUGCGCCCCACCUCCAGAGGCCCCCCGCCUCCCCACGGGUCUGGGGGAGCCCAUCUCAGCCUGGGAGGCCAGUGCCCACGGGGAGACCCUGCCGGCUACGGCUCCUGGGCCCGGCGUGCCCGGUGGAGCCCCUCAGCCUGCCCUGGGCCAGCCCCUGCCCCUGCUCCCCGCCGCGGUGGGGGCCAUCAGCCUGGCCCCCCCACAACUCCCCAGCCCCCCGCUGGGGCCCGCUCCCCCCCCGCAGCCGCCCUCUGCCUUGGAGUCGGAUGGGGAGGGUCUGCUGCCCAGGGUGGGCUUCGUGGACAGCACAAUCAAGAGCCUGGAUGAGAAGCUGCGCACUCUGCUCUACCAGGAGCAUGUGCCCACCUCCUCGGCCUCAGCCGGGACCCCAGUGGAGGCCGGUGACCGAGACUUUGCUCUGGAGCCCCCGAGAGGGGACCAGCCCCACACAGAGGCCUCCGGGGAGGACCUAGCCUUGCCUGCCCAGCUUGUGUUGGAAAAGUCAGAAAUGGCCCUUGCACGAGGGGCCCCGCGGGAGCAGGCCAUGUCCUCACCGAUGACAGCAGAAUCGUCUUUGAGUAACAUGCUGGCUCUGCUGGGCUCUGAUCGAAGACAGGUGGCCUCAGAUUUGCCUGCAGCCCCCAGCGCCCCCCAGGAUGCCCCCGCUUCUGCCAUCCCUGCAAGUCUGGAGCCCAGAGACUGGAGCAGCGGAGUCCCCAGGGAAGCUUCAGCUGAGCCCACACGGAGCUGCCUGGGGACACUGACAGAGGGCGGCCAGGCCAGCCACCCCGAGACGCCUGGUCCUCUGGCCUCGAGGUCCCCGCGGAAGUGGCCAGCACAGCAGGAUGGCAGCUCGCCAGCCAAAACUGUGGGUCGGUUCUCUGUGGUCAGCACCCAGGACGAGUGGACCCUGGCCUCCCCCAACAGCCUGCGGUACUCAGCCCCACCGGAUGUGUACCUGGACGAGGCCCCCCACAGCCCUGACGUGAAGCUGGCCGUGCGGCGGGCGCAGACGGCCUCCACCAUUGAGGUCGGUGUAGGCGAGCCCAUGUCCAGUGACUCCGGGGACGAAUGCCUGCACCCGAGGCCGCCCGUGCAGGAGCAUGCCUCCCUGCCCGGCAGUGGUGGCAGCAUGGCCAGUGACUUCGUGAAGAAAGCCACCGCCUUCCUGCAAAGGUCCUCACGGGCUGGCUCCCCAGGCCCCGAGACACCAAGCAGGACUGGCGUGAAGGUCCCCACCAUCAGCGUGACCUCCUUCCACUCCCAGUCAUCCUACAUCAGCAGUGACAACGACUCAGAGAUUGAGGACGCUGACAUCAGGAAGGAGCUGCAGACUCUGCGAGAGAAGCACCUGAAGGAGAUCUCGGAGCUGCAGAGCCAGCAGAAGCAGGAGAUCGAGGCCCUGUACCGCCGCCUGGGCAAGCCGCUGCCUCCCAACCUGGGCCUCUUCCACACGGCGCCCCCAGCUGGCCGCCGGAGAAAGACCAGCAAGAGCAAGCUGAAGGCGGGGAAGUUGCUGAACCCGCUGGUGCAGCAGCUCAAGGUCGUGGCCUCCAGCACAGGUCACUUGUCAGAAUGCGGCAGAGCCCCUCCUGCUAAGGACCCUGCCCACGCGGGGGCGGGGCCCACGGCAGCUCCAGACCCGAGUGGGAAGGCAGUUCAGACUCAGCAGCCCUGCUCCGUGCGGGCCUCCCUGUCUGCGGACAUCUGCUCCGGCUUAGCCAGUGAUGGAGGCGGAGCGCACGGCCCAGGCUGGACGGUUUACCACCCAACGUCUGAGAGAGUGACCUAUAAGUCUAGUAGCAAACCUCGCGCUCGAUUCCUCACUGGACCCGUGUCUGUGUCCAUCUGGUCCUCCACCAGCAGCCUGGUCCCAGGCCCCGAGCCAGGCCCCCAGCCGGCCCUGCACAUCCAGACGCAGGUGAACAACAGCAACAAUAAGAAAGGCACCUUCACGGACGACCUGCACAAGCUGGUGGACGAGUGGACGAGCAAGACAGCGGGCACCACGCAGCUGAAGCCGUCGCUCAACCAGCUGAAGCAGACACAGAAGCUGCAUGACAUGGAGGCCACGGCAGGCCGGCCCUCGGCCCCUGGCGAGGCCCGGGCUAUGAGCACGCCUCGAACAGCAGUGGGGACGCCGUGUCUGGCCCCAGCGCCUGGCCCUCUGCCCACCACGGUCAUUCCUGGAGCCGCCUCGGUCCUGCCUGUACCCAUGCCAGGUACUGCCCUCUCCGGCCUCCCAGCCCCACCCUGUGCACUGCCUCUGGGCCAGUACAGAAGCCUGCUCCCGACUCCAGUGUCCUGGGCACCCUGGGCAGCCCACGUGGGCAGCUGGAACCCCGCCUGGGGGCCAGGCAUGGGCACAGCGGGCGCCAUGCUUCCUGUGUCCUUGCAGCCGCCUUCAGUCAGUGAGCCCGGCCCCAGGCUGCGGAUCACGUAGCUUUCUGUCCAGCCACUUACCAGAUGGAACGCCUGAACUGAACAGCCCAGAGGAGCCGGGUGGUGGUUGGGCCUCUGCCUCCUGGCCCGCCUGCCCACGAGUGUGGGAGCCGGUGUGGGCGGCAUCCUCGCUUCCUUUAUUGCUGCAGACGCUGUCCCCUCCUAGUCCCCUGGUCUACACUCAGUCUCUGCACCUCCUCCUGUGCUUGAAUUGGUGGUUAGAACAUUGUGAUCAUCCUGCAGAAGUACAGUGCCUUGAAUUCCAGCUUUUCCGUUCCCUGAUGGAAAGAGAUGUUACAAAACAAUCAUAUAUUGGAAAAGGUGUAUUUCAUUUGUGAUCGGCUUGUGCGUUGAUAUCGUAGUUUCCCAUUUUAAGUUGCAGAAAGAUGAGUGGUUUACAAAUCUGAAGCUAAAGUCUGAUCUUUAGUUUUCUAUUGUAAAUGCCUUUUUGAAAAAAAAAUUGAAUUAUCCAUCUUGAAUAUUGAUGCGUUGCAAAUGCUAGGGAACUCUGCUUUGUAUUCAUAAAAUGAGGUCUCUCUGGGCUUCUGGGGGUGCUGAGAGCAGAGAGAUGGACACACACCCUAGGAUGUGUGGUUACUGGGCGGUGCGUUGCUAGUGGUAGGUGGUCUCCCAGUAAGGAAUGUCAGCCGCUGUGUUUGGCUGUGCGGAACCUGCUAGAAAGUGCUAGGUGAGCAGACACGCCCUCAGGACCCAAAGCCGGCUGGGCUGCUGUGAGUGUAGGGAGGGAAGCGAGUGUUUGGGUGCAGGAGCGCAGGUAGGGUGCCCACCCUGCAGAGAUAGCGCGGCUGCUUCUGCUGGGCGAUCCCGCUGACCCUCGUGCCGGCCUGCCUUCCUUCUCCUUUAUUUGCACUGAGGCCUGUGUCCGCCUGGGCCUUGCUCUGCUGAGUGCUCCCAGGAUGCUCCAUCCACCUCCAGCCCUGACUGCUCUCCAGGCACCAAGGCCACCCUGCCGGGGCGGGAGGGUUCCUCUCCUGGGGCUUUCAGUGGGGCUCAUCCCCGAGGGCACCAGACACCCCCAGAGGGAGCUGAGGGCCCCGCUCCUCACUGGCCAAGAUGCUUCCACCUCCUGCUGGGAGGGGCCUGGUUGGGCCACCCAGCCAUGACUUUAUAGUCCUGCUGUACUUUGGGACCUCACUAGGAGUGGCUAAAUUAUUUUGGUUUAAAUCUAUUAUUCCAUCAAUUCACUUAGAACUGAGUUUUCCAGGCGACUAGGCAGAAUCUUCUGCCAGGGCACAUGCUGUAGUAAGAGAUUUCUGUCCUCUCUGACGUGGCCCUGGGUCCCUUGUUGAGGAUCACGUGCGCCUGGUCCUGAGGCAGCCCCCCCCGCCCCCCCGCUGCACCGGACAUAGGAUUGGAGUCCCAGCUUUAUACACAGAUGGUCAGUGGCACAGAACCCCAAGAGACUGUAAAUAUGAAGGAGAAAAAUAAACAUUUUUGCUCGAAAACAGUGUGGAACAACAUCUUUUUCUUACCCUCUGUCCACGUAAAAGCCUAACCGGCCAGCCUCAUAGGGGGGACAGGAGCGGAUAGCCCGGGCAGGCAGUGCUGCCCUGUCCUGGGCGUAGUUUCACCACAGCUCCGUGCUCACGGUCGACACCUCGCCCAGGAGGCUAGGGUGGCUGAGAUGGGCGUGGGCGCCGAGUGGCGGGUGCCGUCUCCCUGGCUAGAGCCAGGUGUGGUGGAUGCUGA